AUGUGCAACUGCUUCAUUUCAUCCUGUGACUCAGUUAAGGUACAAUCAUUCACAAUUUACCAUUUUGGAGGUGAACCAAUAGUAAAUAUGUCAACGGAACAAAUAAUACAAAAUGACAGUGACUUACCUCCUCCAUACUAUCAAAUAAAUCACGAAUGUAUUCGUCGUUACAAACGUAGAACUCAUUGUGCUUACUUCACAUUAAUUAUAUCAGGCAUUGUAAUGAUGCUAUUCGGUGCCCUUAUUCUCGUGAUUUUGAUACCACAAGAAAUCAAUUUAUAUCGAUGGAAUAUAAAAGGACCAUUAUCAAGAUUUUUUAAUCACGACAAAACUGUUUUACUAAUUAGUAUGGAUGGAUUUCGUCAUGAUUAUAUAGAAUUGACUAAAACUCAUCUGGGCUCUAAUGCAUUACCGAAUUUCGAUCGUCUAAUAUCGGAAGGUGUACGAGCUAUGGAAUCGAUCAAUGUUUAUCCUACAAUUACUCUACCUAACCAUCGUACAUUAAUUACCGGUUUGUAUCCUGAAAAUCAUGGAGUUGUUGGGAAUAGUCUACUAGAUAAGAAAUGGCCAAAUAAAAUUUUCAGUAUAUAUGAUCAGGAAAGCCUAAAUCAUGCUCCGUGGUUAACUGAUUGGCCUGAACCUAUAUGGGUUACAUUGCAAAAAAAUGGUGGCUAUACUGGUUCACUUUUAUGGCCUUUAACUGAUCAGUUUGUUAGCAAUGAUUUACCAUUUCAACGAGUUUCACAAUAUGCUUUACUUAAUGACUAUGAACACCGUUAUGCGUAUGACCAACGAAUCAGAGAUAUACUAUGGUGGUUGAAAAAUCCUAGAUAUCAUUUAAAUUUAAUUCUAGCUUAUUUUGAAGAACCUGAUGAAACUGGUCAUUCAUACGGUCCAAAUAGUAAACAUGUUGCAAAAGUUGUUCAAACCUUAGAUAAAACACUUGGUCAUCUAUUAGACGGUAUCAAAAAACGUGGUCUUUCUGAUAAAGUAGAUAUUAUUCUAACUGCUGAUCAUGGUAUGUCUGAAACAUCAAAUACUCGUCUUAUUCCGUUGGACAAAUAUAUUGAUAAUUCUUUGUACAAUUAUACUCAAUUAUCAACUAUGGGAUUCCUUUAUCCUGCACCUGGGAAAUUUGAAGAAGUGUACAAACGUCUAAAAAAUGCGCAUCCAAAAUUAGAUGUGUAUCGAAGAGAUGAAGUUCCUACCUAUCUGAAUUUCAAUAUAACCAACUCUCGUAUGCCUCCAUUGAUACUUAUUGCUAAGCCAAGUUGGAAAAUUGUAAAGAACACUUCACAUCCUUACGCCAAUGUUUCUGGUGAUCAUGGUUAUGCAACAGAUUUCUCUGAAAUGUAUCCAUUCUUCAUUGCAAGUGGUCCUUCUUUCAAGAUUGCUGAGAGCGUUCCUACUGUCCAUGCUGUAGACGUUUAUCCACUAAUGUGUGCAUUAUUAAAUAUUCAACCAAAUCCAAACAAUGGCAGCCUAGAACGUAUUUCAAACAUACUGAAACCUGAUGUUGCCAAUCGCCUUUUGAAUUUGAAUAGUUGGUCAUAUUUAUGGAAAUGGAUCAUAUUUGAUUUGAGAUUUAUUUUAUUUAUUUCAAUUAUAUGCGUUUCAUUUAUGAUUUUACUGUGUUCAAUUGUAGUUGUGAUGAAUCGUAAAGAAACCAAUGAACCAUUCAUUCGUCUACCUAUUGAUAAUGAUAAAGAGUUUUCAGAUGACAAUACAUGA
This is a messenger RNA of Schistosoma guineensis, 1731 nucleotides long. Lineage: Eukaryota; Metazoa; Platyhelminthes; Trematoda; Strigeidida; Schistosomatidae. The record is from the annotation of a GenBank genome assembly.